AUGACCUCACGACGAAUCCAUACGACUGGAGAAUUGGUUCGAGCAACCAGCAUUGAAUUACCAACUCAUUCCCGCACAGAAACGCCCGGUGUGUUCAAGCAACUGGGGAUUGGCGGACACUCGGAGGAACGCGAACGCGAGUUUGAUGUCAUUUUUCCUCCCAGAAAACGCACGCAGAAGGAGCAAGAUAAGGAAGACGAAGAGGCUCGUAAGCGCGCAAUGACAAACCUCGUGAACUCGUGGCAGGAACGACUGCAGCUCAUCAGUGUAAUUACGACAUUCUUUGCAUCCAUAGAAGCAGGGAUGUUGGUGCCAGUGAAUACUGAUCCGAACGCAGUCGAUGCCUUGCCAAGUCUCCUCAAAGCUGCAAAUGCAGGAUUUUUGGGUGCAUUGAUCAUGCACGUCUAUGCAGCUGUCCUAUCAUUCCUUGCGGCUUUUCUUUUGAUCCGAUAUAAGCUGAAAGAAGCCUCAAACGAAGAGUUAUUCGCAGAAGGCAGAGCCAAAGGAUUUCAAAUUACAGCAUCUCCAGUGAAUGGUUCAUUCCACGUCCAAGACAUCGAGAGAGACGCCCAAAACAAUGAUGCCCAGAAAUUUGACCCGGAGAACUCGCCACAGACGGGCACAUCAGAUAACCACGCAGAUACCAAAUAUGCGCCCCCAGUGCUGCAGCGGAUGGGAUCGCAACCUGCGGAACCUCCUAUAUUUGUUAGGGACCCACACCUGGAGCAGGUUGGCUUUUGGAGUCCUACGAUUUCAUCGCAUCUCCUGAGUCGCGUACACGCCCUGUGCAUUAUCCUCGCUGGGGUUGGGUUUAUACUCGCAAUCAUGGGUAUCAUGACAUACGCGUGGGCGCUGCAACCAAAGGAGGUUAGCAUUUUUGUGACUGUGUGCUUCGGGGCCGCUGUUCUUGCGAUGGGGGUGCUUCUUCUACCUGAUCCCUAG
Suillus subaureus is the source of this 942-nucleotide messenger RNA. RefSeq lists its product as uncharacterized. The record is from RefSeq and is a predicted model, not a curated record. The transcript has 5 exons. NCBI's taxonomy places the organism in Eukaryota, Fungi, Basidiomycota, Agaricomycetes, Boletales, Suillaceae. The coding region runs from base 1 to 942 and encodes 313 amino acids.